GAGUAAAAUCCCGCUCGCGUGAAUCAAACAUAACUCGGCCGCGUCCACCUUGUCCCAAACCUUCCCAUUGAAUCUUCUUCCUCUCUCCUCUCUCGUCAAUACCUCAACCUUGCAACCUCUCCCAGCCGCUUUGCCUCUGAGCAUCAAUUACCAAAGGUCGCAGCAGACAUAACUCCUCCUAAAUACACCUCAACACACCCACGUCAGAUACCCCGCCAUCCACCAUGGGUCUCCUCCAGGAUCUCAACCUCAAGCCCGGUGUCGUCUACGGCGAUGACCUCCUGAAGCUCUUCACCUACGCCAAGGAGAAGGAGUUUGCCAUCCCCGCUGCCAACGUCACCUCCUCGUCCACUGCCGUUGCUGCCCUCGAGGCUGCCCGCGAGGCCAAGUCCCCCAUCAUCCUCCAGACUUCCCAGGGUGGUGCCGCCUACUUCGCCGGCAAGGGCAUUCCCAACAGCGCUGAGAAGCAGGAGGCUUCCGUCGCCGGUGCCAUCGCCGCCGCCCACUACAUCCGCUCUAUUGCCCCCAUCUACGGCGUCCCCGUCGUCCUCCACUCCGACCACUGCGCCAAGAAGCUUCUGCCAUGGCUCGACGGCAUGAUCGCCGCCGACGAGGAGGAGUUCAAGCGCUCCGGCACUCCCCUUUUCUCCUCGCACAUGAUCGACCUUUCCGAGGAGGAUGUCGCCUACAACAUCGAGACUACUGCCAAGUACCUCAAGCGCUCUGCUCCCAUGAAGCUUUGGCUUGAGAUGGAGAUCGGAAUCACCGGUGGUGAGGAGGACGGCGUCAACAACGAGGAUGUCGACAACAACUCCCUCUACACCCAGCCCGAGGACAUUUACGCCAUUUACCAGGCUCUGAACCCCAUCAGCCCCUACUUCAGCAUCGCUGCUGGUUUCGGCAACGUCCACGGUGUCUACAAGCCUGGCAAUGUUAAGCUCCACCCCGAGCUCCUCGGCAAGCACCAGGAGUUUGUCGCCCAGAAGCUGGGCACCAACGACAAGAAGCCCGUUUUCUUCGUCUUCCACGGUGGCUCCGGUUCCGCCGUCGAGGAGUUCAAGAAGGCCAUCUCCUUCGGUGUCGUCAAGGUCAACGUCGACACUGACCUCCAGUUCGCUUACCUGGCCGGUGUCCGUGACUACGUCGUCAAGAACAUCGACUACCUGAAGACCCAGGUCGGCAACCCCGAGGGUGACGACAAGCCCAACAAGAAGAAGUACGACCCCAGAGUCUGGGUUCGUGAGGGUGAGAAGACCAUGAAGGAGCGUGUUAAGCAGGCCCUGUACGACUUCAACGCCAACGAUGUUUUGUAAAGGAUGAAUAAUGGGUGAUACCUCUGCAGCGGCAGGACCAAACC
Colletotrichum destructivum is the source of this 1357-nucleotide messenger RNA. Its product is annotated as Putative fructose-bisphosphate aldolase, class-II, aldolase-type TIM barrel. Bases 225 to 1313 code for a protein of 362 amino acids. The record is from RefSeq and is a predicted model, not a curated record. Gene Ontology annotation, biological process: glycolytic process; gluconeogenesis. Gene Ontology annotation, cellular component: cytosol. The transcript is spliced from 9 exons. Lineage: Eukaryota; Fungi; Ascomycota; Sordariomycetes; Glomerellales; Glomerellaceae. Gene Ontology annotation, molecular function: zinc ion binding; fructose-bisphosphate aldolase activity.